Molecule: messenger RNA, 3349 nt
Organism: Toxorhynchites rutilus septentrionalis
Lineage: Eukaryota; Metazoa; Arthropoda; Insecta; Diptera; Culicidae
Gene: Rev1
Product: DNA repair protein Rev1
Exons: 3
Coding region: 87-3332 (1081 amino acids)
Biological process (GO): error-prone translesion synthesis; error-free translesion synthesis
Cellular component (GO): nucleus
Molecular function (GO): damaged DNA binding; deoxycytidyl transferase activity; DNA-directed DNA polymerase activity
Source: RefSeq, a predicted model, not a curated record
UCAAAACAUAUUUUGUUUUGAAGGGAUUUAAAUCCGCAUCGGAAUUACUCAAAAUUGCUGUUUUUUUUAGCAAAGUAGACUUUAAUAUGAAGAAAGCAACAAAUAAGCGAAAGGAAAAGUAUGACAGUGAAACAGGCUUCGAAGGAUGGGGCGAUUACAUGGACGCCAAAAUUGCGAAAUUGGAGGAUCAGUAUCGCCAUACCGCCGCCAACGUGGAAACGAAGCUAUCGAAUCUGUUCGCUGGAAUUUCAAUAUUCGUCAAUGGCUACACAAAACCUUCGGCCGACGAACUUAAAAUUUUGAUGAUGCAACACGGCGGUACUUAUCAUCACUACAAACGACCUACGACCACAUACGUGAUCGCCUCGAAUCUUCCCGAUGUGAAGGUAAAGUCGAUAACAUCCGAAGUGAUCAUAGGCCCCCAGUGGGUAGUGGAUUGCAUAGCGCAGAUGCGCAUUCUUGAUUACAAGACGUAUCUGCUAUACACUAACCACAAACCUUCGCAGCCAAAGUUGACCUUUGGUAUGCAAGAUACAAAUGUAGAUGGUCAGAAAGAGGGAGGUAAGGAUGUCAAUAAGAACGAGUUUCUAAGUUUGGCGAGUCAAUUGGAUAUCCUCAACAAAAAAAUGAUGGAAUACAACGGUUGUGGAAACCGUGAUACCUUAGCCACAUCGAAGUUACAAGAAAUUGAAAACAAAGAUAAUUCUUCGCACGACAAGGAAAUAGCAGACAUGGAGGCACAAAUCAUUUCAGGUUCUCCUGACGUCUUUGAAAACGAUUCUUCAAACGAGUUCAAAUCGUCGAAAACGUUGAGCGCUCAGAAAACAGAAGAUGAACCUGCUCAAGACGAGUCCAGAAAAUCAUCUAAAGCUUCCCUGACUGCAACGGACCCUAAUUUCCUAACCGAAUUCUUCAACAACUCACGUCUUCAUCAUAUAGCAACACUUGGUACGGGAUUCAAGCAAUACAUCGGUGAGCUGCGAGAAACGCACAACGGGAACUUCCCCGAACGGGUAGCAUUACAGCAUCUUGUGUCGAAGCCGAAUGAGUUCGGUAGCGCUGGUCCAUUCGUGAUGCACAUCGAUAUGGAUUGUUUUUUCGUGUCAGUUGGACUUCGAAAGUAUCCACACCUUCGGGGACAACCUGUCGCGGUUACCCAUUCUAAAGGUUCCGAAGCUGGUAAAAUGAACACACGCCCUGGUCAGAAUCGUUCGUUGGAGAUCGAGCUAUACCAGAAACGUCUGGAAGAACGGUACAAGACUCCGGACAUCCCGUAUCAAUCCCGCCUGUUGAACAUUGAUGAUAAUAAUUCGAUGGCAGAGAUCGCAUCGUGUAGUUACGAGGCGAGGAAAAUGGGCGUCAAAAACGGAAUGUUCGUUGGUUCGGCACUGAAGCUUUGUCCGAAUUUGAAAACCAUUCCUUACGAUUUCGAUGGUUACAAAGAGGUUGCGUACACGCUGUAUAACACCAUUGCCAAAUACACUCUGAACAUAGAAGCGGUUAGCUGUGACGAAAUGUUUGUCGACCUCACCGAUCUUGUCAGUAGCACCGGAGUGGAUGUUAUGGACUUUGUUAGCUUCGUUCGGACGCAAAUUAAAGAAGCUACUGGAUGUCCAUGUUCAGCGGGAGUUGGCGCCAAUCGUCUGCAGGCUCGUAUGGCAACCAAAAAAGCGAAACCGGAUGGGCAAUAUUACAUCGCUCAGGACAUGGUUCUCGAGUACAUGCGUGAAAUCCCUAUUGCAGAUCUACCGGGUAUUGGACCGAGCACCAGUUACAAACUGAAACAAAUGUCUUUGGUCAAUUGCGAGGAUUUGCAGAAUAUUUCCAUCACAAUCCUGCAACGUGAGUUCGGGAAAAAGUUUGGGGAUACUAUAUUCCAAGCCUGUCGAGGAAUCGACGAACGGCCCCUGGCGUAUGAACAAGUUAGGAAAUCAGUUUCCGUUGACGUCAAUUAUGGCAUUAGAUUUAAAGAGACUGCCGAUGUGGAUCGUUUCAUGAGGCAAUUAUCAGAAGAGAUCCACAAACGACUUAUGGAGAUCAAAAAGCGCGGCAAACUUAUCACAGUGAAGCUGUUAGUUCGUUCUCCCGAAGCACCUGUUGAAACCGCAAAGUUCAUGGGACACGGACUUUGUGAAGUUAUCACGAAGUCGUGUCCUUUGAAAGACUAUACUUGUGAUUUGGAAACAAUUGUCACAACUGUUCUUUCUUUGAUGAAACAAAUCACAGUUCCUCCCCAAGAGCUCCGCGGUAUUGGACUACAGAUAUCAAAAUUUGAUGAGAAGAAAUCGUGUAAUACAACAAAGAACUUAUUGAAGAGUAUGUUUCAGAAGGUUGAAGCUAAGAACGAAGCUCUCAAAAAAGAAGUAGUUGUAGAUCAAACAGUCGUGAAACCAUUCCAACUCGUGACUGAACAAGCUUUAUCUAAACUAGAAUUAUCCCCGACAAAAUUGCUUUCAAUCACAGCUCCGAAUGCUUCACCAGAAAAUACACCAAAAAAGCAGGAAUCAAAACCACCGUCAGCUGCUAAAGUUGGGAAAGGAAGGGGUCGCCCACCUAAGAGCCUAACACGUAACAAAUCCAAACAAAAUAACGAUAUGAUUCGAUUUUUGCGUGAGACCAAAACCGAGCAGAAAGAGAUAACGCUCCCCGAUGGUUUCGAUCCUGAAGUGUGGGCUGCUCUGCCAGAUGAAGUACGAGCUGACGUUAUUAAAGACUACAAAUUACAAGCUAAAUCGAACAGAAGUAUUCCCUCAACUCGUCCACAGGAGCAGCCUCCAACGUCCUCGAAAAUCGCCCAAGAAGAAACAAAACCAGAUAAAAUAGUUGUGGAUGUGAAAUUUCUCCAGGCGCUUCCACCGGAGUUGCGGGUAGAAGUCGAGCGGCAGAUUGAGCUGCAAAAAGACACGAUGGUUGUAAUGAGCAGUGAGCCCGAAUUUGAAGAGCGUCUCCGUGUGACGCCGGAUUCAAGUACUGCGAAAAUGGAAGCGAGUACAGCUACGCAGCCUGACGAUAAUAUACUGUUGAGACCUGAUUGGAGAAGUCUGCUCAAAGCAUGGAUUGAUAGUGCCGAUGAACCGAAGCAGGUGGAUGUGGAUAUGAUAGCUGCCAAUGCUUGCGAACUAGUUGAGCAGAAGAAGCUCUACGAGCUGCAUCUUUUUUUGCGAUUUUUGUUCAGGCUAUUGAACGAAUGCGACCGCUGCCGUUGGCAUCAGGCUUACAUAAAGAUUGUACAAUCAGUUCAAUCGAUCGUAAGAGAAAAGUAUGGAACGAAGCUCGCCGUUUGCUCUAAAUUUAACUGUGAAAACAACGAUUGUUGUAAUGAUAUUAAAUAAAGUUGUUGAGUUUAAAA